CACUCUUCCCUCUCUCUCUCUCUCUCUCUCUCUCUCUUUCUCUCCAUGGAUUCUCCUCUUCUCUCACCCGGAACAGAAACUUGUGGAACCUCUGAAGCUCCCUCAACCAAGUUUGCCUUGCCACCCGACCCGGAGCCGAGGUUGACGGGGUGCUGGAUGGUCACAGUCGACAGGAACCUGGACUGCAUGCCCUCCGACGAGCAACGGUACCUGAAGAAUCCGUGCAUCUACAGGCUCCCCGCCUUCAUCACCAAGCUCAACUCCGAUGCCUACCAGCCACACGUCGUCUCUUUUGGCCCCUACCACCAUGGCGAGGACCACCUCGUCCCUAUGGAGGAACACAAGCACCGUGCGUGCGACCGCUUCCUUGAGCGGUCCGGGAAGUCCCUUGAGCCCUUCUUCGAGUCCUUGAGGGAUGCGGCACGGGACCUCAAGGAGAGCUACGAUGCGCUGAAUGGAAAGUGGAAGGAGGACAGGGGGGACCAUUUCCUGGAGCUGAUGAUCAGGGACGGCUGCUUCAUGCUCGAGAUCAUGAGGGCCACCACGGCAGAGAAGGAAAAGAAUGACUACGCGCCCAAUGAUCCCAUCUUCAGCACCCACAGGCUGGCAUACAUAACGCCGUAUAUAAGACGGGACAUGCUGAUGCUGGAGAAUCAGCUGCCUAUGCUAGUGCUGUAUCAACUGGUCGCUGUCGAGAGCAAUGGUGAGGAGCGUGAUGAAUACAUCAACAAGACCAACAACCUCGUGCUCAGUUUCUACUCCCUCGACACGAGCAUCACGGGGAUGGGCAGAUGCCUGCAUGUCGUGGACGUCUUCAGGAAAGGCCGGCUGAGGAGCCCCAAAAGGUCCAGCACAAGAAAAUAA
Molecule: messenger RNA, 864 nt
Organism: Eucalyptus grandis
Lineage: Eukaryota; Viridiplantae; Streptophyta; Magnoliopsida; Myrtales; Myrtaceae
Product: UPF0481 protein At3g47200-like
Exons: 2
Coding region: 46-864 (272 amino acids)
Source: RefSeq, a predicted model, not a curated record